AUGACCAUUGUAAACAGUAGCCUGAAGCUCGUACUUCCAAAUUGGGCGACCUGUUCCUUCCUAACGAGGCAGCUCAGGUCACCGCCCGGGGUGUUGCUCCUUCUUGGCCCUUUCGUCAAAUAUUUACUGAGCAACCGAAAGGGGAAGUCAGCCCUUCGGAUAGAAUACUUGACCCAAUUUGGUUACCUACCUGAAUCCGACAGAGAGACGGGCAACCUAAGAACUGACGACCAACUCAAAAAAGCAAUCGGAGACCUACAGCUCGUCUCUGGCCAAGGUCUCUUGCAUUUCGCCGACCUCCAAGACCCUGAGGUUGCUAGUGGAGCACCAGGUGUCUAUCAUGAAGUUCUCAUAAACGGUUAUUUAUUAACUGCAUAA
Messenger RNA from Nezara viridula (southern green stink bug), 378 nucleotides. Lineage: Eukaryota; Metazoa; Arthropoda; Insecta; Hemiptera; Pentatomidae. The record is from the annotation of a GenBank genome assembly.